This is a messenger RNA of Daphnia pulicaria, 5437 nucleotides long. RefSeq names its product peroxidase-like. The transcript has 26 exons. The coding region runs from base 1803 to 5303 and encodes 1166 amino acids. The record is from RefSeq and is a predicted model, not a curated record. Gene Ontology annotation, molecular function: heme binding; peroxidase activity; protein binding. Gene Ontology annotation, biological process: response to oxidative stress; proteolysis. Gene Ontology annotation, cellular component: extracellular region. Lineage: Eukaryota; Metazoa; Arthropoda; Branchiopoda; Diplostraca; Daphniidae.
UCGCAGUUCGGAUUUUGGAAGGUCGUCUGCACUCUGCAGGACUGCAAAAGCUGUUUUUGUAAGGUUUAGGUGUCAACAGUCACACUCACAGCAACACAAACAGCAUUGACGAUAAAAAUCAUCCUACCACUAGGCUCCAAUGAAACAAAUCUAAGCUUUCAAGUGCAGUGUGACUGCCAAAGUUACCUCUGCCCAUGGAGACGCCAGCAAUGUAGAACAAAUACUUAAAGCUAUACCAUCACUCAUCUAUAUGUGGACUGCCAUCAGGACGUUUGCCUGAAACAAGAAGAAUUCCAAUCUCCAGUCUACAUGGUGAUUGGCGUGGAUUACAGUUCCACUAUCGGCAACAACAACAAAAUCUGUUGAAGAAAAGACACUGAGAAGAACGUCAAUGCUGGUGUGGAAUCGUCGAUACAGGCAACCCAGUUUUGCUUAAGUGUUUAAGAUUCAAAGGAAAAAAAUCGGGAUAUUCGUUCAACAUCUUCUACAGACAUCCCUUACAAUGUGAAUAACAAUAUUAUUGACGAAAUUCCUUAUUUCUCAUUUCAGACUCUGUAAUCUUUGAUUACGACCGUCUUGGAAGCGAAUGCUGGUUCAUUGCAAAACGCUUAUUUGGCAAUUUGUUAUUUGUGAUGGCGGUUUUUUUGGGGAAAACUAUGCUGUAGCUAUUUUCAGCAAAGAAAUCACAGACUUGGUCAUAUGCUAUUUUGAUUUUAAUUGGAAUUGCCGCCGCCAGCCGAGCCGAGUUGGAUGGAAUUCGGAGCUGCUAAUACCCUUACCGGUCUCCAAUCCGGUGCUCAUUCGCAUACUCAUCUACAACCGUCAUCGAGAUGUCGGGGCCAUUCCCUUAGAAUCGGAAUCGUGCCGCCUUCUCAUUCGUUUCUUGGAAGUAUCGGUCACACUUUCUCGAAGAAAAGAAAACACAAUAUUUCGUCCACCCAUGUUGCUGGAUGAUGCGGCCAGCAGAAGCCCAGCAAAACCCAAACCUUUACUGGGCAGUUCGGGAUCGGAUCUGGCUUUGUCACAACCUUCACUGGCAGUUGAUUUCUCCAACACACCCAGCACUAGCCCCUCACAGCACGACACACUCGUUUCUAUUGCCCAGGACGGAACUCUUUCGUUGGUCGGUACACUCGUCUCGGAGCACGCUUCAGUCGAUAUUGACAUGGGCUUAAACCAGGAAAAUAUUGCGCAAAGUUUAUCAGCUUCUAGAGAUGUUGAUGCAGAUACGGCCGUACUACCGAAGAGUCUAGGUUCAACCUAAGCUCGAGCCGCCGACACGUUGCGCAUGGCUCUUUUGGUUUAUGUGUGUCUCCAAAAGCAAUGUGACUAUAGUAGCCCAGUUGAACAACAACAAGUUGGUCCAUGCUUCUGUUAACAAUCUGAGUUUAGACGGAAGCAUUUUACCACGCUCACAGAUUGCACUCUAAGGUCUGAUAGAUGUGUUUUCAUGUCAAAUUCUUCAGACCGUAGCUUCUACUGAAAGAGAUGGAAAGGUCAACCAGCAAUCACAAUUUGUCGAAUCACGAACGAAAACUUGGCAGCCGUGUUUAGCAGAGUUUUCAGUUGGAGUUCAAACAGAAAUUCACGUUGACCCAGUUUUACCGGCCAUCACGAUGAUUCACGAGCAAUGGUCAACGGACAUCCAAGAACUAGUUUCGAGUUGAAUUUGCCACGCUGCGCAUUACUUUUUGACGGACAUUCCAUCAUUGAAGCUGAAGGAUUAAAUAUUAGCUAGCUGAUAACGAUCUUGAUCUUAAACAGGAAAGAAUCAGUUUCGAUUGCGAGGCUGCCACAAACAAAUGUGGACUAGUCACUCAGCAUUGCGCGUUUGCUUCCCCUACCGUUACCAGUUUUCCGAAGCCUGCCAACAGGAGAUGGUGAGCGUCUUCAAGUGGCUAAAAUCGCUGCACAAAAAGCCUCGGCUUCCUGGACAAAUGCUGUUGAGGGGUAAACUAUUUGUUCUCCAGCUGCCGGCCAACAAGCUCUGCGCCAUGAAAAUCACACUGCCCAUCACUGGUGUCGUAUGUCUUUUCCUCAUGAGUUUCGACGCCGGCAGAAAUUGUCUUCCGAUUAAAAGAUGGGAUACCUGCUGGGAGAUCGCCAUCUCUUGCGGAAUCGAUCUAGAUGCUCUGUACAAAAUCAAUCCGUCCUUGAUUGGCGGCCAAGCUUGCGAUAAUCUGAGGAUUGGAGACGCUAUUGGCUGUCAAGCAGCAAGAAACGCCAUCGAAGAGAAUUGGAACACCGGCGACGGCAACGUCAAAUGGCAAUUCAAUUGCGAUUAUUACGGAAACGAUUUGGAGCGGUUGCCGAGUUCCGGCGAAAAUUGCGGAGGCCUCUGUGUUGCCCACCCCAAAUGCACCCAUUUUCGUUACACCGACGAUGGCUACUGUUACUUGAAGACAUUACCGCUAACAAGUCGUCGUACCCCCGCCAAAGGUGGCGUGUGCGGCUAUCUUCCGUUAAAAUUCGAAUCACCGCCUCGGGACGUUUGGAAUUCCGGAGAAGGUGGCGUCAAGUGGCUUCUCAACUGCGAUUUCUUCGGCAACGACAUCGGGCGAAUCGAGGCUACCGGAGAGCAAUGCGGCGGCCUGUGCGUUGCCAAUCCUGAAUGCAACCACUUCCGCCACAGCGAUGGGACCUGUUACCUUAAAAAAACCUCGUUGAAUACUCCUCGUACACCCAUCAACGGUGGCGUGUGUGGUUACCUACCUUUCAGGGAUUUCGAUUCUUGUCAGGCAGUUGGUGGAUUAGAGUCGAAAUGCCGGCCGGUCAAAGACUGCGCUGUCUGGUACGAUCUCGUUUUAACCACUCCCGGCGCGGGCUGCGCCUUAGCCGAUGGCGGUCCGGGAGCUUGCUGUCCAGAUCUUCCUGCAAACAGUUACGGAGCACCCCCUCUGCAAGAUAACGAGAAGAAAGCCAAGCAAUAUAAUCUCGUAUUUAAUUCGCCUAAGCAACAGCAGCAGUACAACAGCAUUAACAACUCUAUGAACUCGGCGGCUGAGGCCGGUAAACUGCAGAUGAAGGUCACCGACACGAUAGAGACUCAACUUUUCGUGAAAAAAUUUUUUGUUUUGCCCGGCUCGUCUCGUGCUACACACGCGCUGGUCUUCACCAGCACAGCGGAGUCAGAGAAAAUGAGUCGUGACGCAAUGAUGGAAUCUUACACCGUCACUGAGAUUGUUAAAAGAUUUAACAUUAAGCCGGAAGAUGUUCAGAGGACCAUGAAACAAUUCAACUUAAAGGACACGAUUUUGUCGGGAAUGUGCACCGCCGAUCCUGUUUGUGAUGAAAAAACAAUCCGUUCCCCUUACAGAACGCUGGAUGGAUCGUGCAACAACAUCCAGCGACCUUCCUGGGGAAAAUCGCUCACACAAUUCCAACGGGCUCUUCCUUCUGCUUACGCUGACGGUGUGCGGACUCCCAGACGAGCUAAAAAUGGCGGCGAACUUCCCUCCGCUCGAUUGGUGUCAACAACCGUCGCCGUCGAUAUUGACUCUCCCAGCCAAAGUGACACGACCUGGGUCAUGCAGUACGGGCAGUUCAUCGAUCACGAUUUCACGAGAACUCCCGAAUUCAAAAUGGCCAAUGGAAGCACUAUUCCGUGCUGUAUGCCGGAUGGGAAAUUUAUUGAGAAAAAGCUGAUCCAUCCCGAAUGUUUUCCGAUUGAGAUUCCGGAGAACGAUUCUUUUUUCUCCAAGUUUGGCCAACGUUGUAUGCCAUUGGUCCGUUCGGCACCGAUUCGCAGGUCAGAUUGCACCUUCGGCGCUUCCGAACAGAUGAACCAAUUGACGCACUUUCUGGACAACUCGAACGUCUACGGUUCCGACGACAAAACAGCGCGGGAAUUACGAACGUUUAAAAAAGGCGGCAUGAAAGUCACUCCCAGGAAUGAAUUAGAUUUACUCCCAGCCGACGAGGAGUCUAAGGUGUCGUGUACCUUGUCCAAAACAGUGUCCGGAAUCGAUCCACCCACCGAUGUCAAGUGCUUCAAAACAGGUGAUACAUCUCGAGUGAACGAGCACCCCAAUUUAGCUGUGACCCAUACGAUUUUCUUGCGUGAACACAAUCGACUGGCGGCUGAACUGGCCCGUUUGAAUCCCGGAUGGGACGACGAGCGUCUCUACCAGGAGGCCAGACGAAUUCUGGCCGCCCAAAUGCAGCACAUCACAAUCAACGAAUGGCUGCCCGUCAUUAUCGGUCGAGCGAAAAUGCAGGAACUCGGUCUGCUGCCACUGCAACAAGGUUCCAGUCAAGAUUACGACAAGAACCUCAAUCCGUCCAUUUUGAACGAAUUUGCUGCAGCCGCUUUCCGGUUCGGCCACACCCUCAUCCAAGGGAAACAUCAUUUGACUAAUCAGCGGGGGACCAAGGAUCGAGAAAUCCUGUUACGUCAACACUUUUUCAAAAUGCAGGAAAUAUACACGCCGGGCAAUCUCGACAAGUUUCUCAUUGGAUUGGCCAGUCAGCCCAGUCAAAAUGCGGAAAACUAUUUCACCCAGGAGGUGACAAAUCAUUUGUUUGAAGAGCAAGGCAAGGGUUUCGGCUUGGAUUUGGUUUCACUUAACCUCCAACGCGGUCGUGAUCAUGGUAUUCCCGGCUAUAACGCCUAUCGGACCCAAUGUGGUUUGCCACCUGCUAGCCAAUUCAGCGACCUUCUCAAUUUGAUUUCCCCUGCGAUUUUGGAUAAAUUUGCGAAAUUGUACGAUACGGUUGACGACAUCGACCUGUUCAUCGGGGCCAUGUCAGAGCGAUUGGCUCCAGGUGCUUUGGUAGGACCCACUUUUCAGUGCAUCAUAGCAGACCAGUUUCUGAAACUGAAACGGGGCGACCGCUUCUUCUACGAUCUCGCUGGACAGCCCAGCAGCUUCACCAAAGAUCAACUGACUGAAAUCCGACGCGCCAGUUUUGCCCGUCUCGUCUGUGACAACAGCAACGUAAAAUCCAGCCAGCCUCUAAUCUUUAAAACACCAUCUCACGUAAACCCGAUUUUGAAUUGCGAUUCCGCCUCUAUCCCUCGUCUUAACCUUCGCCCAUUCGGGGUGGAAGAUCGCUGGCCUGAAUACAACACCGGCGACGGCGGUGUCAAAUGGCUCCAGAAUUGCGACUUCCCCGGCUACGACCUCAGCCGAAAGACCAUCCCGGGUGAACAUUGCGGCCGACUCUGCAUCGAUGACGGCAAGUGCAACGCGUUUACCUACAACUCGGCGACGGGAAUCUGUUUCUUGAAAGACAUUCCAGCGUCGUAUGGCCGCUCACCUUGGAACGGAGCUAUCUGCGGCUUCCUUCCGUGGAAAUUUUAGUUGUUUCUAAUAUAUUUAAAUACUCUUUAUCUGUGAAUCGACUGCCCAAAAUCUGUCCUCUUGCAGGUAGAUUAUUUGUAUCGCGCCUUACCUGCUAGCAGAGUGUAAAGCAAAAUACAAAAUGUCGAGUGAAA